AGAGCAGGGGACCCAGGCAUGAAGCAGGAGGGCAGGACUUGGAGGAGGAAUGGAGCUCAGUGUCCUGGAGAAAGAGCAGAGGCUGCCACCGGCUCCCUGGCUAAGACCCAAGCAGGCGAAGAGGAGGACUCAUUCAUCCAGGGCCAGCCCAGGAGCAAGACUGCCAAGCAGGCCGGCCCAGCCCAGCUGGGAGGGGAUUUCCUCAGCCUCCCUCCUCCUGGGCUGGGCAGCUUUGGAACCUGUCUGGAGGAUUUUCGUUUGGGGAGGGACGGAGGAGCGCCUGGCAGAGCGGGAUCUUCAGGGCAGUGGGCAACCCCUUGGCCCAGGAAGCCUGGAACGCAAGGACCGGAAGGCGUGGGCUGGGACGCCCCUACCUUGGUCUUUCAGGGAAAGGCCUUGGAAAGCAGUCGUUGCGCCAGACAGCCCAGGGAAGAGCCGCAGCCUGAGGACCUAGGGCCACCUGCUGUUCCCUGGGAUUCAUGUCCUUCUGGGGAGAAGGGAGGACCCAGGACAAUGGCUGCUGUUCAUGAUCUGGAGAUGGAGAGCAUGAAUCUGAAUAUGGGGAGAGAGAUGAAAGAAGAGCUGGAGGAAGAGGAGAAAAUGAGAGAGGAUGGGGGAGGUAAAGAUCGGGCCAAGAGUAAAAAGGUCCACAGGAUUGUCUCAAAAUGGAUGCUGCCCGAAAAGUCCCGAGGAACAUACUUGGAGAGAGCUAACUGCUUCCCGCCCCCGGUGUUCAUCAUCUCCAUCAGCCUGGCCGAGCUGGCAGUGUUUAUUUACUAUGCUGUGUGGAAGCCUCAGAAACAGUGGAUCACGUUGGACACAGGCAUCUUGGAAAGUCCCUUUAUCUACAGUCCUGAGAAGAGGGAGGAAGCCUGGAGGUUUAUCUCAUACAUGCUGGUACAUGCUGGAGUUCAGCACAUCUUGGGGAAUCUUUGUAUGCAGCUUGUUUUGGGUAUUCCCUUGGAAAUGGUCCACAAAGGCCUCCGUGUGGGGCUGGUGUACCUGGCAGGAGUGAUUGCAGGGUCCCUUGCCAGCUCCAUCUUUGACCCACUCAGAUAUCUUGUGGGAGCUUCAGGAGGAGUCUAUGCUCUGAUGGGAGGCUAUUUUAUGAAUGUUCUGGUGAAUUUUCAAGAAAUGAUUCCUGCCUUCGGAAUUUUCAGACUGCUGAUCAUCAUCCUGAUAAUUGUGUUGGACAUGGGAUUUGCUCUCUAUAGAAGGUUCUUUGUUCCUGAAGAUGGGUCUCCGGUGUCUUUUGCAGCUCACAUUGCAGGUGGAUUUGCUGGAAUGUCCAUUGGCUACACGGUGUUUAGCUGCUUUGAUAAAGCACUGCUGAAAGAUCCAAGGUUUUGGAUAGCAAUUGCUGCAUAUUUAGCUUGUGUCUUAUUUGCUGUGUUUUUCAACAUUUUCCUAUCUCCAGCAAACUGACCUGCCCCUAUUGUAAGUCAAUUAAUAAAAAGAGCCAUCUGGAGGAAAUAAAAAAAAAGGAAGACUCUAUGAAGAAACAGAGAAGUCUCAGCAAAGGCUAACAAUUUUAUAUAGAGGACAAAACAGCAUUAAACUCAUCAGUUGCAAAGAUUGCCUAUAAAAGGACCUUAGGAUUUAAGGAAGGGGCUUCUUAAUGUAGAAAGGGAAGAAGAAGAGAGAAAAGAAGGGUAGUAAAAACUAGAGAUUGGGGCCAGGCGCAGUGGCUCACGCCUGUAAUCCCAGCACUUUGGGAGGCUGAGGCGGGUGAAAUCACCUGAGGUCAGGAGUUCAAGACCAGCCUGACCAAUAUGGUGAAACCCUGUCUCUACUAAAGAAAAUACAGAAAUUAGCUGGGUGUGGUGGCGUGUGCCUGUAGUCCCAGCUACUUGCGAGGCUGAGGCAGGAGAAUUGCUUGAACCUGGGAGGCGAAGGUUGCAGUGAGCCGAGAUUGCGCCACUGCACUCCAGCCUGGGUGAUAGAGCGACACUCGGUCUCAAAAAACAAAACAAAACAAAACAAAAUUAGAGAUUGGGUCUUUCCCAGGCAUAUGGUAUUCUAUAAAACAGACUUACUCUCCUUGGAGGAUAUAUUUUGGAGAAUGCUUCAUAAAAUCUAUGAAUACUGUACAAUGCUGAUAAUAAAAACUUUUUAUACCUG
Molecule: messenger RNA, 2121 nt
Organism: Gorilla gorilla gorilla (western lowland gorilla)
Lineage: Eukaryota; Metazoa; Chordata; Mammalia; Primates; Hominidae
Gene: RHBDL2
Product: rhomboid like 2
Exons: 8
Coding region: 19-1425 (468 amino acids)
Cellular component (GO): membrane
Molecular function (GO): serine-type endopeptidase activity
Source: RefSeq, a predicted model, not a curated record